This is a messenger RNA of Molossus molossus (Pallas's mastiff bat), 2647 nucleotides long. RefSeq names its product solute carrier family 25 member 27 (gene SLC25A27). Gene Ontology annotation, biological process: response to cold. Lineage: Eukaryota; Metazoa; Chordata; Mammalia; Chiroptera; Molossidae. The coding region runs from base 190 to 1161 and encodes 323 amino acids. The record is from RefSeq and is a predicted model, not a curated record. The transcript has 9 exons.
UCCCCUGGACCACUCCAUCCUGGAGCUGCUAGGAAGGCUGUGGGGUCGCCGGGCCGAGCCGCGCGAGGGACACGGUCUCCGCCGUGCCCUGUGUCGGUUGAGAAGGGGCCGCCCUGGCAGGGUGGCACGCUAGCCGCGGCGCGGGGCGCCGGCCAGAAGGGGUGCAUUGUCGUCCUGUCCUGCUGCUGAAUGUCGGUCCCAGAGGAUGAGAAGAGGCUUUUGCCGCUCGCCCAGAGAUGGCCCCGAGCGAGCAAGUUCCUACUGUCCGGCUGCGCGGCCACGGUGGCCGAGCUAGCAACCUUUCCCCUUGAUCUCACAAAAACUCGACUCCAGAUGCAAGGAGAAGCUGCCCUGGCUCGAUUGGGAGAAAGCACAAGAGAAUCAACUCCCUAUAGGGGCAUGGUGCGUACAGCCCGAGGGAUUGUCCAGGAGGAAGGCUUUCUAAAGCUUUGGCGAGGAGUGACACCCGCCAUUUACAGACACGUAGUGUACUCUGGAGGUAGAAUGGUCACAUAUGAAUAUCUCCGUGAAGUUGUGUUUCUCAAAAGUGAAGAUAAGCAGUAUCCCCUUUGGAAAUCAGUGCUUGGAGGGAUGAUAGCUGGUGUGGUUGGCCAGUUUUUGGCCAACCCAACAGACCUAGUGAAGGUUCAGAUGCAGAUGGAAGGCAAAAGGAAACUCGAAGGAAAACCACCACGAUUCCGUGGUGUGCAUCAUGCAUUUGCAAAAAUCUUAGCUGAAGGAGGAAUACGUGGGCUUUGGGCAGGCUGGGUACCCAAUAUACAAAGAGCAGCGCUGGUGAAUAUGGGAGAUUUAACCACUUAUGAUACAGUGAAACACUACUUGGUAUUGAAUACAGCACUUGAGGACAAUAUUAUGACUCACAGUUUAUCUAGUUUAUGUUCCGGACUGGUAGCUUCUAUUCUGGGAACACCAGCUGAUGUCAUCAAAAGCCGAAUAAUGAAUCAACCACGAGAUAAGCAAGGAAGGGGACUUUUGUAUAAAUCAUCCACCGACUGCUUGAUUCAGGCUGUUCAAGGAGAAGGAUUCAUGAGUCUGUAUAAAGGGUUUCUAACAUCUUGGCUGCGAAUGACCCCUUGGUCACUGGUGUUCUGGCUUACUUAUGAAAAGAUCAGAGAGAUGAGUGGAGUCAGUCCAUUUUAAGCCCUUAAAGGUACAGUGUUCAGUAUCAUUGACAUAUGGGCAUCUGCAACACAUUAUCCCCCUAUAUUUCUACCUCUUUAGGAAGACACCUUACUCUUCAGAGACUGGUUUAUAGGGGGCAGCUCUUUAUUUUUCUCUGGAAACUCGAGUUCUCGUUGACUCCUCUUUGUUCAGAAGCAGUCUGGUUGGAUCACACAGGCCACCCAGUGAGACCCAGCAGAGCCUUUUCUAAAGAAGAAUGCAAUCCUGACCACUGACCUUGGGAGCUCUGACCUGUGAGUGUUGUUCUGUGCUGAAGAGCCUGCUUAGAGGACAAGUGCCAGAGGGAGACAGCACCCAGACUGAAGUAGACAGUAGCAGUGGGGAAGAAUACACACCUACAUAGCGAUGAAGACAUACUUAACCUGUCACGUCAGUAUUUCCAGUAGAAGUCUGAUCAUUCACUUUUCUGUUGUUCAAGUGUACAUACUGUAAAUUAAAGAGAGGUGAAUGAAUAUUCAUGAGUAAACACUUUGAAUUUCCCUAGUGUUGAGGGAAGCUAAUGUACCUUUUCUUGCCAGGAAGAUGAAAAAAGAUCAAGCUGGUAUGAUGUUUGGAUUUGAAGGAAAGAAGCUGCUUUCUGUCAGUGCCCGUGGUAGGUUAGACCCGCGUUAACUGGUCAGCACUCCACACACGUGCUGAGGACUUCCUGACAGCCACAGACUGAAUCUUGAUGAAAACAGAGUAUUUUGUUGCAUAUCCUGUUACAACUUGAAUUUGUUGCUAGCUCUUAAGAAACUUCAAAAUAUUAAAAGUCCAAUUUAUUUGAUUAAAGAGCAGGUGGAUGGAUCUUUUUUGUAAAAGCAAGUUGUUAUCAUAAGCCUUUUGGUGGCAUUUUAAAGCAAGGCUGAGGGUAAGUCAGCCAGUUCUGACAUGCACCCUUUCUUGUCUCCCCUUCCCUAACACUAAGGGCCCCAGAACGACAGAGUGAGAACUCAGAAACCAUACUGACGCUGUCAGCCUGAAUCUCACUCAGUUUGAUAAAGCUUCCUGCCGAAAAGGGAUGAGUAUAAAAUACCUAUGAUAUAGUUACUCAUUCCUCCAAUCCCUGAAUCACAUCCAUUUUCUAAUUUUAGAAAGAUGAGAGAGUUCUUCAGAGUCACCCACACACCACCUGCUUCCCCAGCACCAGACAGUGGGCAUGCCUGCAUGGAUGGCUACAGUUAUGGGUAGGGGCUGUAACUGUCAAAACAGGAAAACUCACAAAGCUCAGACCCGAGAAAGACCAUGAGGCUGACCAGACAGUUAUGGACAUGGAUGCUGUUGAACAAAAAGUUUACAAGUGCUCUGUGGUUGCACUAAUGCAUAAUCACUGCCAUUGAAGAGGGGAAAUGUACUAUAAAAUGUCAUUGAAUGUGAUGUACUGAUUUGCUUACUGUUUCUCUGUACAGUGUGCAUGUAAUCUUCAGGCGGUGUCGUGUCCCGCUGCAUUUGUCGAUCUGUAUGA